Trichoplusia ni (cabbage looper) is the source of this 1860-nucleotide messenger RNA. RefSeq names its product transcription initiation factor TFIID subunit 5-like. The record is from RefSeq and is a predicted model, not a curated record. Gene Ontology annotation, molecular function: protein binding. The transcript has 6 exons. The coding region runs from base 431 to 1636 and encodes 401 amino acids. Lineage: Eukaryota; Metazoa; Arthropoda; Insecta; Lepidoptera; Noctuidae.
UAUAGUUGCAAAUUGCAUUGUCAUCGGGUUUGAAGCUACUCUGAAAUGUAGAGCCUGCAAGCUUAUCUUGAAGUGCCUCAAUUGAAUAAAAACGUGGGGGAAAUUUCAAACAUGAGCGGAGGCGAACAGCAUGGACUUUCCAAAAAUAAGGCCAUAGGUACCUACUAAAAGCAAUAAAAAUCUAAUAUUUAAUAUUAAAUCUAAUAUUUUUAAUCCGUCCGUCCGUCCGUAUGUAUAUUCCAUGUUGAUACUAAACCUCCGCGUUGUUAACUUCAAAUAAAUGACAUCUUUCGGACGUAAGGAUAGUUACUAUUGUCAAACAAAAUAAUUUCCAGUGACAGCUAAUCAAAAUUAUUACUGUACGUAUUUCUAAAAGAAAUAAAUAAAUAAUUCAAAUAAAUAAUGUACACACACUUCAUACAUUGGAACAAUGGAUCCUCAGAGACACGUUGUCGCCGGCCCAAUGGCUCCAACUAGUAUGAAGACUGCACGGAAAAGUUUUGCUAUUACUAAUACUUACGUCAGAAGUCAUCCUGCUAACAAAGAAAUAGUCAGUGUACACACUAGCACACCAGCAGUUGAAAAGCGGACUUUUAAUCUUGAACAAAACCAAGUGUACCAAGGAACAGUAAACGUACUUUCAAUUAUAGAUACAAAUAAGGAUAUUAUGUGCUGUAAAUAUACGGAAGACACGAAUGACGUAGCAGCUGGAUUUACGGACGGUACGAUUAGACUAUUCAAUUGCAAUUCUGGACAAUGUGUGCACACUCUUGUAGAUGAUGAAUGUCGCGCAUAUCCCGGACCAGUAACUGCUAUUAAACAUCGGCCGGUCAGCAAAGCUCACCCCGUCACUAAUAUGUUAUUAUCUUCUUAUGUUAAUGGAUGUAUCAAGUGUUGGAGUUAUAAAUACGAUCAAUGUUUAUACACGAUACGGGAGAAACGACAAACUUUAGGAUUAUGUUACCACCCCUGCCAUAGCAAAUUUGUAACUUAUGGAGAUGAUGCAAAGUUAAACAUGUAUGACGAAGAAGCUCAAACUCAAGAACGUGCAUUUUACUCCAGUGGACACAGGAGCAAAAUGGAUGGUCAUGAAUCUCGAAUUUUUGCAUGUGCCUUCAAUCCUAAAUCACACCAUGAGUUGAUCUCUGGUGGAUGGGAUAACGCCGUAAUGUGUUGGGAUGACCGACAGCCGUAUGCAACUCGUUACUUUCUUGGAAUCCAUAUGUGUGGGGAAGGCUUAGAUUUUGAUAAACCCGGGAGGCAGAUACUAACAUGCUCAUGGCAGGAAAAGGAUGCUAUUCAAUUGUGGGAUUACGGGUCAUGUAAAUUGAUCGAAACGAUCGUGCCCGACAAUUUUAGUUCAAAACUUUAUUGCGGCAAGAUGGUGCCGCAUACUAACCUAAUUGUUUGCGGUGGAUCCGAUGCCAACAUUUUGAGAGUUGUUGAUACCAACAUGAAAGUAACAGAGUGUUGUAUUCGAAACAAUCCGGGCGGCAUUUACGCGUUUGAUUUUGGGACAGUACGAAGAAAAGUCAAAAAAGCUACAGAUAGUUACAAAAAAAUUAGCGAAAUCGGACUCGUACCACGAGUUUCGUUUGUUACUGGGAAACGAUUACAGACUGUAGACUUUGGAUGAAAGAAAUGAACAUUAAAAACACUUAUUGUACUAUAUAACUAUUUAAAAUGUUGUGGUGAAAUCAUUUUCAUCAGCUUUGAAGAUUAAGACUAGUAUAAGCUUAGCACAAUUUUAAGUAUGUAUGUAUAAAAAUAUGUAAUUACUGAAUAUCUGCUCUGUAGGCUUGGUCAUAUAAAAAUUAAGUAGUGGUAAUAUGUAUGGCAAUAAAUGUUAUUUUUUCAGAA